This is a messenger RNA of Schistocerca nitens (vagrant locust), 600 nucleotides long. Its product is annotated as skin secretory protein xP2-like. Lineage: Eukaryota; Metazoa; Arthropoda; Insecta; Orthoptera; Acrididae. The coding region runs from base 1 to 600 and encodes 199 amino acids. The record is from RefSeq and is a predicted model, not a curated record. The transcript is spliced from 2 exons.
AUGGCAGACGAGGAAGGAGCAGCACCGGAAGCGCCCCCACAGGGCGAAGCUGCAGCACCUCCAGCUGAAGCUGAGGCUGCACCGUCUCCCAGCAAAGUGGCACCACCACCAUCUGCUAGCCAGGCUGCGGUACCGCCAUCUGCUAGCAAAGCAGCUGUGCCACCCUCUGCUAGCCAAGCGGCAGUACCCCCGUCUGCUAGUAAAGCUGCGGUACCACCAUCUGCUAGUCAGGCAGCUGUUCCACCAUCUACUAGCAAAGCGGCAGUAGCACCAUCUCCAAGCAAAGCGGAAGCAGAAACAGGACCGAAACCUAGUAGAGUAGAGGCUGCACCAACACCUAGCAAAGCAGAAGCUGCGCCGACUCCCAGCAAAGUAGAGGCUGCACCGGCUCCCAGCAAAGCAGAGGCAGCUGUUAAACCCAGCAAAGUGGAAGCCGGAGAGGGAGAGACACCAUCAACGGAGAAGGAGCCGCAGCGGAAAUCUCGCAGCAAGAUGUCCGUGACGGCGGGCUCCCGCAUUUCUGUACUAGCUGGCCAGAGACCGGUGAGGAUGAAAGCAGGCACUACUGCUACCAUCUUCUGGUAUCAGGGCAACAAGUAG